This is a messenger RNA of Parasteatoda tepidariorum (common house spider), 2094 nucleotides long. RefSeq lists its product as uncharacterized. Gene Ontology annotation, molecular function: methyltransferase activity. The record is from RefSeq and is a predicted model, not a curated record. Gene Ontology annotation, cellular component: nucleolus. NCBI's taxonomy places the organism in Eukaryota, Metazoa, Arthropoda, Arachnida, Araneae, Theridiidae.
UCUAAUGAAACCACUUCAAUUUGCUCAUGUCUUUGGUUUAAAUACUAAAAAAAAUUUAAAAUUUCGUCAAUUUUUGUUGUUUAUUCAAUCGUUUUCAAAUAACAUUUACUGUUUGAUGAAACGUUUUAAUGGAUAAAUUAAAAUCUAGUAGCUUAGGCUUAAGCGAAGUUGAAAUGCAUAAGAGAUAUGAUUCCAUCAUGAUGUCAAACGUGUAACGAUCAAUUAAUCAAUUGUAUUUGUACAAAUUUAUUUGGUUCUUUCUUUGAUUUUCAAUAUUUUUCAGUCUUAUUUUUCCACGAGAAAUCAUUGCGCACUGGAAUACAUGAAUUCCGCACAGCUAAUGGAUGAAAAAGGUAGAAAGAGAAUGAAAUUUAGAAAAAAACACAUAAACUAUGAGAAUAAUACGAAGCUGGAUGAAGCUCAUGAAAAUGCAAAAUCUUGUAGUUCUAAAAAGAAAAGAAAACGGAUCAUUUCAGGGGAAAAAAAGGAUUUAUUUUUGCAAAAGAAAAAAAAUUCAAAAAACAUCUCUAAAUUAAUUUUGGACUCUGGCCAUAUAGCUAACACUGUUUCCAAUGAGAUCAGCGCUGAUGCAGACAUUAAAAAAGGAACCAUGCAUGAUAGCGAGGAAGAGUUUUUAGCUUCUACAAAAGCUAAAAAAAGUUUCAAACAGUCCGUGAAAAGCAUCAAGAAAAAUGUUUCUCUGAAAAAAAAAUCUAGUGAUUGUAUAAUUUCUCAAAACAUUCAAGUUAAAAGGAAGCAUUCAGACUUAAACCUUUCUUCUGCAAAAAACCCAAAACGUAAGAAAAACCUAUCAUGCGACUCUAACAGUUUCAAUAAUAAAAGCAAAAAAGACCGUAAAAAAGCUUCGGUUCUUCAAAAAACAGAGACUGAAAAUUUUAGUGAAUCUGAUUCAAAUGAGGAUCAAAUAUUAAGAAAUGAAUUAGAAAGCUUUUCUAUUUAUAAAAAUAUUCAGAAAUUGAUAAAAGAUGACCCUUCUUUAUUGGCUUCUGCAAAUUAUGAAGAGGAAUUGUCUGAGACUGAAUCUGUAAGUUUAAAUGAAGAAUCGUCUGAAGAAUGUGCAGAUGAUAGUGAUGGCUCUAACACAGAAUCCAAAACCUUUUCAAGAGAUAAAUUAGCAUCAACUUCUAAUAAAAAGGAAAAAUUGAUAGCGAUAAAAUAUUUUGAUAGGACUCUAUUGAAUAAAAAGGAAGUAGUUGCCACGGCAUGUGCAACCUCAUCUAGCGAUUUUGUUAGGACUCAAGUUAAUAAAAAUGAAAAAGUUGUUGCUACAGCAAGUACAGCCUCAUCCCAUGAUUUUGAUAGGACUCAGAAGGUUAGUUUAGCAAAUAAAGAUGGAAAAGUGAUUUCACAAAGUGUUGCAUCCAAUUUAAAAAAUAAGGCUCUUGAGAAACUUCAAGGAGCAAAAUUCAGAUACCUAAAUGAAAAGCUUUACACAGAAAGUGGGAAAGAUUCUUUCAAUUAUUUUCAAAAGAAUAGAGAGGAAUAUAUGGAUUAUCAUAAAGGAUAUAGUUUGCAAGUUUCUAAAUGGCCUUUGAAUCCUGUGGAUAAAAUAAUUAGUUCUUUGCAGAAAAUGAAGAAAAAUAUAACAAUAGCUGACAUGGGAUGUGGUGAUGCUAAAAUUGCACGUACUCUUUCAAGCUGCAUUAUUCAUAGCUUUGAUCUGGUAGCAUUGAAUGAUUUUGUGACUCCGUGUAAUAUUUCAAAGGUUCCUUUAUCAAAUGAAAGUGUUGAUGUUGUUGUGUUUUGUUUAUCUCUCAUGGGAACUAAUUUGAAGGAAUAUAUCCAAGAAGCAUACAGAAUUGCUAAAUUUGGUGGAAUACUCAAGAUAGCUGAAGUUGAGAGCCGAAUUCCAAAUUUGGAUCAGUUUAUUAAAAGCAUACAAUCUUUAGGAUUUUCUAUAGAGAAAAAAGAUGUGGAACACAAAUUGUUUGUAUUUCUGGAAUUCAAGAAAAUGAAGAAAAAUAAAAAAGGUGCUAGAGUACAAGAUAUAACACUUAAACCGUGUUUGUACAAAAAACGAUAGUUAUAAAAGUGUAACCAACAGAGUUAAUAAAAGAGAAACUAUGUCAUAAA